Lathyrus oleraceus (garden pea) is the source of this 1503-nucleotide messenger RNA. Its product is annotated as beta-galactosidase 6. Gene Ontology annotation, biological process: carbohydrate metabolic process. Lineage: Eukaryota; Viridiplantae; Streptophyta; Magnoliopsida; Fabales; Fabaceae. The record is from RefSeq and is a predicted model, not a curated record. The transcript has 14 exons. The coding region runs from base 1 to 1503 and encodes 500 amino acids. Gene Ontology annotation, molecular function: hydrolase activity, hydrolyzing O-glycosyl compounds.
AUGGACACUGAAUCUCUUAUCAUCAAUGGCCACAGAAAUAUUCUCUUCUCUGGUUCUAUUCAUUACCCUCGCAGCACCCCUCAGAUGUGGGGAGACUUGAUAGCGAAAGCAAAACAAGGAGGAUUGGAUGUUAUCCAAACCUAUGUGUUUUGGAAUCUUCAUGAACCUCAACCCGGCAAGUAUGAUUUUAGCGGGAGAUAUGAUUUGGUGAGAUUCAUAAAAGAAAUUCAAAGUCAAGGACUGUAUGUUUGUCUCAGAAUUGGACCCUUCAUUGAAAGUGAAUGGACAUAUGGAGGAUUCCCAUUUUGGCUACAUGAUGUCCCUGGCAUUGUUUACCGAACAGACAAUGAGCCAUUUAAGUUCUACAUGCAAAAUUUUACAACAAAAAUUGUCAACAUGUUGAAAGAAGAGGGUUUAUAUGCUUCACAAGGAGGCCCAAUUAUAUUGUCACAGAUUGAGAAUGAAUAUCAAAACGUCGAAAGAGCAUUCGGUACGGCAGGUUCGCAGUAUGUUGAAUGGGCUGCAAAAAUGGCAGUAGGCCUUAAUACAGGCGUACCGUGGGUUAUGUGCAAGCAAACAGACGCUCCUGAUCCUGUGAUCAACACAUGUAAUGGUAUGAGAUGUGGAGAAACUUUUACAGGACCAAACUCUCCUAAUAAGCCUGCAAUGUGGACAGAGAAUUGGACAUCAUUCUAUCAAGUGUAUGGUGGAUUGCCGUAUAUACGGUCUGCUGAAGACAUUGCGUUUCAUGUCGCUCUUUUUGUAGCACGAAACGGAAGCUUUAUCAAUUACUAUAUGUAUCAUGGUGGAACAAACUUUGGGAGAACUGCCUCUGCUUAUACUAUAACAGGUUAUUACGAUCAAGCACCGCUCGAUGAAUAUGGUUUGUUCAGACAACCGAAGUAUGGACAUCUCAAGGAGUUGCAUGCUGCAAUCAAGUCUUGUUCAACCACUUUAUUACAAGGAGUGCAGAGGAAUUUCUCAUUAGGUGAAUUGCAGGAAGGUUAUGUUUUUGAAGAAGAAAAUGGAGGAUGUGUUGCAUUGCUUAUAAACAAUGAUAAAGGGAACAAUGUUACUAUCCAAUUUCGCAAUAGUUCAUAUGACUUGCUCCCCAAGUCAAUAAGUAUCUUACCAGAUUGUCAAAAUGUAGCUUUUAAUACUGCAAAUGUAAGUACAACCAGCAACAGAAGGAUCAUAACUUCAAGACAAAACUUCAGCUCAGUUGAUGAAUGGCAACAACUUCAAGAUGUGAUUCCGAAUUUCGAUGACACUUCAUUGAGAUCAAACUCGUUACUCGAGCAAAUGAAUACAACUAAAGACACUUCGGAUUACCUUUGGUAUACUCUUAGGUUUGAAAACAAUUUAUCUUGCAGUGCUCCAAUACUUGUUGUUCAUUCUGCUGCUCAUGUUGCUCAUGCUUUUGUGGUCAAUCACUCAAGAAAAAUGAUCUUAUUGUACUUCCAUCAGAAAGCCCAUUCAAGGUUGAUACUGAGAACAAUUUGA